Molecule: messenger RNA, 999 nt
Organism: Aspergillus steynii IBT 23096
Lineage: Eukaryota; Fungi; Ascomycota; Eurotiomycetes; Eurotiales; Aspergillaceae
Product: casein kinase II subunit alpha/alpha'
Exons: 4
Coding region: 1-999 (332 amino acids)
Biological process (GO): DNA damage response; regulation of transcription by RNA polymerase III; regulation of transcription by RNA polymerase I
Cellular component (GO): nucleus; cytosol; protein kinase CK2 complex
Molecular function (GO): protein serine/threonine kinase activity; ATP binding
Source: RefSeq, a predicted model, not a curated record
AUGGCGCGCGUCUAUGCUGAUGUCAACGAGCAUAUGCCUCGGUCGUACUGGGACUAUGACAGCGUCAACAUCUCCUGGGGCGUUCUGGAAAACUACGAGGUCGUUCGCAAGAUCGGCCGCGGAAAGUACUCCGAAGUCUUCGAGGGCAUCAAUGUGGUCAAUUACCAGAAGUGUGUCAUCAAGGUCCUCAAACCGGUCAAGAAGAAGAAGAUUAAGCGUGAGAUCAAGAUUCUUCAGAACCUAGCGGGAGGCCCCAACGUGGUGGCGCUGCUGGAUGUGGUCCGCGAUAGCCAGAGCAAGACCCCGAGCUUGGUCUUUGAAUACGUGAACAACACCGAUUUCCGGACGCUCUACCCGCGAUUCUCCGACUAUGAUGUUCGUUUCUAUGUUUAUGAACUGUUGAAGGCCCUCGACUUUUGCCACAGCAAGGGUAUUAUGCACCGUGACGUGAAGCCUCACAACGUGAUGAUUGACCACGAAAAGCGGAAGCUUCGUCUUAUCGACUGGGGUCUUGCCGAGUUCUACCACAAGGGCACAGAAUACAAUGUCCGAGUCGCCUCCCGAUACUUCAAGGGCCCCGAGUUGCUUGUCGACUUCCAGGAAUACGAUUACUCGCUCGACAUGUGGUCGUUGGGAGCAAUGUUCGCAUCCAUGAUCUUCCGCAAGGAGCCUUUCUUCCACGGAAACAGCAAUUCGGAUCAGCUGGUCAAGAUUGCCAAGGUUCUCGGAACCGAAGAGCUCUUUGAAUAUCUCGACAAAUACGAAAUCGAGCUUGAUCCCCAGUACGACGAAAUCCUCUCCCGGUUCCCUCGCAAGGCCUGGCACUCGUUUGUCAAUGCCGACAACCAGCGCUUCGUGAGUGAAGAGGCUAUCGAUUUCCUGGACAAGCUUUUGCGAUAUGACCACGCUGAACGACUUACCGCCCAGGAGGCUAUGGCUCAUCCUUAUUUCGCUCCCAUCCGGUCAGCUGAGACGCAGGCUAGAAACAACGUCGCCUGA